UCGAUUUUAAUUAAUUAAGCUGCCCUGAUGGCAACUUCUCUGUUGAUUUUUCGUUUAAUCGAUUCUACCGCCGGUUGACGUUUACUUUCUGAUUUCCAAUAAUUAGUGUUCUUCCAGUUUGAAUUCUUCACAUAAAUUAAUUUACAGAAGUGUAGAAUCUAGAUGCUUUUCAUGCCAUUGAUAUAAAAUUCAGUAGCAGUGUGUAAAGAAUAAUUGAAGCUUUGGCUGUAAGAAGCUUACCGGUGGAAGAAUCGCUUCGAAAUCAUUAUGAAUUCUCCGCAGGAAAAGACGGCAAGAAAGGAAUUGCAGGGUCCGAGACCAACACCUCUCAAGGUUUCCAGAGAAUCGCAUCAGGUUCGGAAGCCGCCGCUGCCAGUUCAAUACAAGCCGCCGGUUAUUAUUUACGCGCACUCUCCGAAGAUCAUUCACACAGAUGCUGGAGAAUUCAUGACGCUUGUCCAGCGACUUACAGGUCGCAACGCUAGUAACCCUAAUUCACAUAAGCCGCCGCCUCCGGCGGCGGUGAGCUCUGCUGGCGUGGUCUUUGAGGCCUCUUGCAGCCCUAAAGCUGACAGUUUUAGGGUUUCUAACAGCAAUCUUUCGUUGAUUUCUUCGCCAGAGCAAGAAUCGGAGAAAUUAUUUACUCGCGACAUUUCUCCGGCUUCUCCUGGAAGUAUUCCGAGCAGUUCGUUUCCUCCCUUUUCGCCAAACUUCUCUCUGCCUUCUCCGCCUCUUUUAUCGCCUAAUUUGUUUCAAGAUUUGCCUUUAUUUGCACCGCAGCUUCAGUUAGAUUAUUCGGAUCGUUUCUUCUCGCCCGGCCAAAUUUUCCAAAAGCAAUCUGAAUUAUUAUUUAACCCUUCUCCUUCUCUUAGAUCGUACAUGAACAUGAACAUGAAUUCUUCCUGGUCUGCAUCUCCUACAGGUUAUGAUCUCUUGAAUGAUCGGCCGUCAGGGAAUAUGACCUAAUUUGUCAUCUCAGCUUUCAUGUUAGUAGAUACUGGAGUUCAGCUUAGUUGUCUUAGGACUUUAAUCUGAUUUUAUGAAUAUAUAUAUCAUCAACUCUGUAAAGAUUGGCAAAGCAUGACCAGUUGAGUUAUUUACUAGCUCUCUCUGUACAUUUGAGUGACGUCACUUUAGCCGCCAUGUUUGAUUUGGUGCUUUGUUGGUGAUUGUGGAAUUUAUUUAUUCUAACAGUUCUCAAAUCUUCUGUUUUUCUUGGGGUAAAGUGUAGUUUUUGGUGUUAUUUGAUUUUAUUCUAACUUAACUUGUAUGUCCGCAACGAUAAAUGACAAGAACUAUAAGUCAAGAGUGUACCAGCG
Molecule: messenger RNA, 1319 nt
Organism: Cryptomeria japonica (Japanese cedar)
Lineage: Eukaryota; Viridiplantae; Streptophyta; Pinopsida; Cupressales; Cupressaceae
Product: protein MKS1
Exons: 1
Coding region: 268-966 (232 amino acids)
Cellular component (GO): nucleus
Source: RefSeq, a predicted model, not a curated record